Molecule: messenger RNA, 1807 nt
Organism: Pongo pygmaeus (Bornean orangutan)
Lineage: Eukaryota; Metazoa; Chordata; Mammalia; Primates; Hominidae
Gene: NTF4
Product: neurotrophin 4
Exons: 3
Coding region: 655-1287 (210 amino acids)
Biological process (GO): modulation of chemical synaptic transmission; nerve growth factor signaling pathway; positive regulation of peptidyl-serine phosphorylation
Cellular component (GO): axon; dendrite; extracellular region
Molecular function (GO): growth factor activity; nerve growth factor receptor binding
Source: RefSeq, a predicted model, not a curated record
ACUACUCGGUCUGAGGGAGAAGGCGGUCCUGGUUGGGUCAGCCUGGGCUUCUUUCACUCUCCACCCUUCCCCUUUCCUGUACCGAGGAGCCAGGGCAGACAGCCACUCCAGGUAUGUGCAGAAGUCUUGGGCGGGCCCUGGCCUGUCCUGUGAGGAGGGAACAUUCCAAGAAGCAGCUUGGGGAACCAGGGCUUCUUGAAUGUGGGCCCUCAGGGACCCGGGUGUCCAGGCCAGUUCCGCCCCAUCUGGGAGAUGAAUGGGCCGAGGGGGAUGUAAUCUCUUCCAUUCUCCUUCAUCCACUGCCUCUCCCUUCCCCUCCUCCCCCUCCACUCCCUCCAUCUGCCUCCCAUCCCAGCCAGGAACCAGCACCUGCGUAGAAAAGGGGCCUCUGGAAAGGGGGCGGGGCCUUGACUCUUGGGUACCCUGCAUUUGAAGAGGAACUCUGGGAAGGGGUUGUUCAGGGAUUUGGCCCCUUCCCUACCUGCGUCUAUAACCUGUCUAUUCUUUUCUUCCCCUAGGUGGUUGCCCCCUCCCUCUCCUGAGAUGUCAGGAAGGAGGGGGCCACCUGUGUCCUCCACAGGGGCCCCCCGAAGCCUGGGGACUCCCAGCCCCAGAGCUCCGAGGUGGAGGAGGUGCUGACAGGUGCUCCGAGAGAUGCUCCCUCUCCCCUCAUGCUCCCUCCCCAUCCUCCUCCUUUUCCUCCUCCCCAGUGUGCCAAUUGAGUCCCAACCCCCACCCUCAACAUUGCCCCCUUUUCUGGCCCCUGAGUGGGACCUUCUGUCCCCCCGAGUAGUCCUGUCUAGGGGUGCCCCUGCUGGGCCCCCUCUGCUCUUCCUGCUGGAGGCUGGGGCCUUUCGGGAGUCAGCAGGUGCCCCGGCCAACCGCAGCCGGCGUGGGGUGAGCGAAACUGCACCAGCGAGUCGUCGGGGUGAGCUGGCUGUGUGCGAUGCAGUCAGUGGCUGGGUGACAGACCGCCGGACCGCUGUGGACUUGCGUGGGCGCGAGGUGGAGGUGUUGGGCGAGGUGCCUGCAGCUGGCGGCAGUCCCCUCCGCCAGUACUUCUUUGAAACCCGCUGCAAGGCUGAUAAUACUGAGGAAGGUGGCCCAGGGGCAGGUGGAGGGGGCUGCCGGGGAGUGGACAGGAGGCACUGGUUAUCUGAGUGCAAGGCCAAGCAGUCCUAUGUGCGGGCAUUGACCGCUGAUGCCCAGGGCCGUGUGGGUUGGCGAUGGAUUCGAAUUGACACUGCCUGCGUCUGCACACUCCUCAGCCGGACUGGCCGGGCCUGAGACCCAUGCCCAGGAAAAUAACAGAGCUGGAUGCUGAGAGACCUCAGGGAUGGCCCAGCUGAUCUAAGGACUCCAGUUUGGGAACUCAUCAAAUAAUCACAAAAUCACAAUUCUCUGAUUUGGAGCUCAAUCUCUGCAGGAUGGGUGAAACCACAUGGGGUUUUGGAGGUUGAAUAGGAGUUCUCCCGCAGCAACUUGAGGGUCCAGCUUUGAGCAAAGGACAUAGGCAACUUCUCCCCCCAUCUAUACAGACCAGGCCCCUGGGCAGGGUGGGGCGUGGCUGCCUCAGUUUCUACGGCUUCUUGUUUUCCAUCUGCGAUUUUGGUCGUUUUUGCCACCUUCAUCUCUGUCUCUAACUUCCAGUGUCUCUCGCCUCUGGGUAGUACUAAUAGCUCCCUUUCCAUCGUGGUCUCUUUCUUCUUCCCUGUCUCUCCCCUUUCUUGUUGUAUUUCUUCCUCACUCAUCAAAGCCCAUCUUUUUCGCUAUGUCCCUGUGCACUUCUCUCUAGAUCGCUUUCUCU